GACAGUGACAGUGUGACUCUGAGUCUGAGCAAAGCUAGAGAGAGAGAGAGAGAGAGAGAGAGAGAGAGAGAGAGAUGGCGUCAUGGUGUGCUGCAAGGUGCUUCCAUACUCCGGCGAUGGAUGUCGGCGUUUUGCGCCGCCGAGCUUCAUGGGCCGCCGGAAUAGGCGGAGCCUCGGUGGUUGGCACGGCUUUGUGGCGUUCAUCUUUGUCUAAGCGCUCUGUGCCAUUCGCUUGCUUGAACCUCUCCACUAAUACCGGGAUCAAGGAAGCUGUUCAGACUGAAAAGGCCCCAGCGGCGUUGGGGCCAUAUUCUCAAGCAAUCAAAGGCAACAACCUUUUGUUCGUGUCAGGUGUUCUUGGUCUUGUUCCUGAGACGGGGAAGUUCAUCUCUGAUAAUAUUGAAGAUCAGACAGAACAACUUCUCAAAAACAUGGGGGAGAUCCUAAAAGCUGGGGGUGCCAGCUACUCGUCAGUUGUUAAGACCACAAUUUUGUUGGCUGACUUGAAGGACUUCAAGAAAGUUAAUGAGAUCUAUGCUAAAUACUUUCCUUCACCUGCCCCAGCUCGUUCAACAUAUCAAGUAGCUGCCUUGCCAUUGGAUGCCAAGAUUGAAAUUGAGUGCAUAGCAGCACUAUGAUCACCACUUCCAAUAGUAUUAUAAAUGUUUCUUCAGCAAGCUCGGGUUAAUAAUGCAGAAGUGACAUAUCCUAGCAUUGGAGUUUUACUUUGUUUUGUUUCCCCUUGGAUAAUAAUGCUCUUGUUAUUGCAAACAGUCUACAAAUACAUCAUGAAGGACUCUAAAUCUCAGAUUCUCUCUUAAGAUUAUGUCCUCAUUAAAACUGAAAGAAAUAAAGUAAGAGAAAGCAUUCUAGUUUGCCAUUUUUUCUGCUGUGUCACU
This is a messenger RNA of Gastrolobium bilobum, 899 nucleotides long. RefSeq names its product reactive Intermediate Deaminase A, chloroplastic. The coding region runs from base 75 to 638 and encodes 187 amino acids. NCBI's taxonomy places the organism in Eukaryota, Viridiplantae, Streptophyta, Magnoliopsida, Fabales, Fabaceae. Gene Ontology annotation, molecular function: deaminase activity. Gene Ontology annotation, cellular component: cytosol. The transcript is spliced from 6 exons. The record is from RefSeq and is a predicted model, not a curated record.